AUGGAGGUAAUGGAGGAAGGAAAUCUAAUGGACAGGGUUCCCAUCCUGCUCCAGAGAGAUAUGCAGUACUAUCAGCAGAAUCAAGUGGUGCUUCAGGAAACAAUUUGCCCGGGAAUUGUUGGUGGAAAGCUCGACUUUCCUCGAUAUGCCUCAUUUGCAGCUGUAAAAAUUGUUCGUUGGUGGGAAGAUGAAUACUAUGCGGCUUAUAAGAAGAAUUCUGGACUCCUAAAUAUUGGGGACAUCAGAGAAGACAACUUGGAGGUGGCUGAGAGUGAUAGCGGACCCUGUGGGGGAAUUGUAAAGACAUCUGAUCCGGAGAAGUUUGUGAACUUGGUUACAAAGUGUGCAGAUCAACUUUUAGAACAUAUCCACCAUCUUAGUCAGGAAGCUUUGGAUCAUGCAGACUUAACUGUCUUAACGGCUACAAUUGGAGCUGCUGCAUUGGUGAAGAAUAGCAUUUGGAUCUACUUGCAGAAUGUUUCUGUAUCUGUUUGUCCACCGAGAGGUGAUGAAAAGGGUGGUUCUCUCAAGAUGAGCUACAAGCAGUACUCUGAACUUACUGAAGCCUUAGCAGAAAGACUUCUAGAUCUGCACUGUCGCCUCCUAACGCUGUACAUUCUUCAGGAUGCUGAAACGCUCAACUGGGAGAAUCAACAGCCAUUUUUUGAAUCCGAAAGAGGUUCCUACACUGUACAAAUGUGGUGGCUCUAUAUGCAAGGAACACGGAAGGAUCUCUGGAAUUCCGUUCCGCCAAAUAUGGCUCAACGGGUUUUUGCGGGGAUGCUCAAUGAAACCUUAACCGUAUUCACAAUCCGUUACACCCAACUUAUCCCUAGCCAGGCUAGAUCUCAACUUCUCCUCGUAGACAUUUGCAAUAUCCUCUUCUGUGUGGCUGAACUACUUCCGGUUAUAUCUGAAAAUGCUGAAGCAUACGUUGGCCUAAACAUUGUGAAUCAGACAAAAACAAUUCGUGACAUCCAUGCUAAGUGCCAGGAACUGUUUACUUGUCUCAUACUCCGGGGAGCUCCUCUAGGAACUCUAUUCCGGGUUCUCAAGAAAGGACCACAAGCAUUGGGAAUGAUGACAUCUAGACAAGGUCUCCCAGCUCCAUGGAUAAUCUUCACGCUUCCAAAGAUGUUUCCUGCCAAUCAGAAUGGUCACUGGGCAACCAGGUGCUCAGAAUUUGGACCCAAUACAGCUCUGAGUUUGGAGUUGAGAGUCCUAAUGGGAGCUCCGCAGGCUAAUUGGUCACUACUUCUUAAAGUUUUGCUAAUGCGCGAUGCUACACUGUCAACAAUCAUCCUUCAUCAUUUACUGGCUAAUCAACCGUCUAGUGAUCGGUUCGUACCAGCUCUUGUUCAACCCCUACUCAACAGGAGGAAGUUUGCAAAAAAGUGCGAGGGUUUUAUGUGCGGAAUGGAGUGUACGAAAGUUGAAGAGUGGACAAAGGAAGAUGUUGAUCCUGUUGGACAGACCAACUAUCAAGUUGUUCUGUCUCUAGUCUACGUUGUUGUAAUGACGGGGAAGAUGCACGAUAUUCAUGUAACACUGAUUUCAGCCUUGGAGAAAACUCAAGUUCGUGACUGGGCGGCAGCUCUCGAUCGACGUCAAGUAUGGAAUCAGAAGAGACCAGCCUGGCUUGAAGCUCUACUUCAUCUGAUCUAUCCGGUAUUGGAUCCAGUAGUUCACAUGCUCAUUUCAGCUGUGCACACUGGUAAUGCAUCCAUGUAUCAGGCUAUGUCCCUUGCAAUUUCCUGCUUCUCCGAAAUGUGGGAUUGUGUACCAGAUUGCCUGUACAAGGUAGCUAUUGCUCUAGCAGACAUUAUUCCUGCUGAUGUACGUCCUCUUGGUGAUUCAGUUCUCAUUCAAAUUCUCUUCAUGGCACUCUAUACGAAACUCAUGGAAGCUGCUGAGAAUGAAAGUGAUAGAAAUUCCGAGAAGGCAUGCAUUUGCCAGACUGUAGCAGAAGCUAUCUGUUCAGUGGAUGCCGAUAACAAGCAUACAGAUCAACUUGGUUUAUUCCUGAAGCAAGCUCGGGAGACACAGACGGCUCCAACAACCGUUGAGAUGGCCAUGGAGGAAACUGUUGGACUCAGCUUUGCAUCUACGGUCAAGAUAGAUGAACUGGAAGCCGGAAUGCAACCUAGUUCAACGUGUGGGGACGAAUUUGACGUGGAAAAUGCUGACUACAUUGCAGAAAUGCUUGCUAGUGAAGUCCUUACGACUCCUGUGGGGAAACAGAGUCUCAGGAUUCUAUUUCGGUACAUUAAGAACAAUCUGGAGUGGGUUUAUCAGCAACUGGGUGUUAGUGAGGUAGAAAAAAGUGAACUACAACCACUUCCAGGGCAGAAGCUUGAAGAGGACAGCAAGACGUUGCUGCAGAUUAUGUUUCACAUCGGGCAUCAGCCAUUUGAUCAGCUGCUAACUGGUGGCCUGCGUAUUGACUACGGUUCCUGGCUGCAGACGCCAUUAUCUAUGAAUGUUGAAAGAGCAUGGUUGCAAAUUGCACAGAGAUUUGAAUUUCAGGAAGGUGUGAAGCUUACGCUGCAUGAUACAACAAUGGUGGCUUUUAUUACAACUCAGCUUAAAAGCUCCUAA
Lutzomyia longipalpis is the source of this 2598-nucleotide messenger RNA. RefSeq lists its product as uncharacterized. The transcript is spliced from 2 exons. Lineage: Eukaryota; Metazoa; Arthropoda; Insecta; Diptera; Psychodidae. The record is from RefSeq and is a predicted model, not a curated record. Bases 1 to 2598 code for a protein of 865 amino acids.